Messenger RNA from Lactuca virosa, 1275 nucleotides. The record is from the annotation of a GenBank genome assembly. NCBI's taxonomy places the organism in Eukaryota, Viridiplantae, Streptophyta, Magnoliopsida, Asterales, Asteraceae.
AUGGAUAGAGUAGUGUGUCCCGAAAAUGCAGAGGUUGUGGAGUUCAUGUUGAAAAAACAAAAGGAAAUGGUGGAUUUAUCGGAGAAUAACGUUAAGACGAUAUCGAAGGCCUGCUUGAAGGUUUGCAGUUCCAAGACCCCAAUCAAAACCCUAAAGGACUUCUCCAAUGUCAAAGGUGUUGGAAAUUGGAUCUUGAGAAUCAUGAAAGGUUUCUUUGUUGAUGAAGAUGAGAAUGAAGAGAUGAUAGAAAGUGGGAAAAGAAAAAAGGGAAACAAGCAAUAUGUGCCUCAAAAAAACUCUGCAGCUUAUGCUUUAUUGAUCACUCUUUACAGGGGAACAUCUAAUGGAAGUAAUUUUAUGCGAAAACAAGAGCUAAUUGAUGCUGCUGAAGCAAGUGGAUUGUCUCGUUCACCUAUAAUGCCUGAAAUAGGAAAGGGGAAAGCAGGCCAGUUUGGAGUUAGCUCAGGCAGGGAUUGGUAUAGUGGAUGGAAUUGCAUGAAAAAAUUGAUAGAUAAAGGGUUGGCUGUAAAAUCAAGUAACCCUGCAAAAUAUAUGCUGACUGAGCAAGGAAAAGAAGCUGCACGUGAUUGUAUGUUGAGAUCUGGAUUGGUUGAUUCUACAGAUGAGCUUGCUGAUGUGGAAAAAACUUCAGAUUUAACCCAAAAAAAUCUGAAAGAUUCAGUGUGCAUUGAUGCUGAGUUGGUUGAUGAUGUGGCAUCUAGGCAUGUUUCUUCAAGUUUGCAGAAAAAACCAGUUGAGAUUCCUCCAGAUACUGUUGAUAAGCUUGUGCGAAUGGGAUACUCAAAAGAACAAGUAAUCCGUGCUUUUUAUGAGGUCUCAAAAAAGUCACCAAAUGAAGAACCUUCUUCACUUUGGCUAUCUGUUUUAUGUUCUCUUCGUGAAGUCGAAGUCUACAGUGCACCUUUGACCAAUGUUCCAAAAGUCAAACGUCAUCAUCAUCAUCCAUCAUCAAGCUCUUUCACUCAUAAAGAAACUACACAACUCCCGACUUCAAUCAAACCUUGUUCAUCAUCUGAUGAGAAUGUGAGGAAGAGAAGUAGGAAUGUUCUAGAAGCUAAAUCAAAUGUUCUAUCGAUGCCACCUUUGACACUUGGAGACCGAUUCGAGGAUGUAUAUGAAGUGGUUUUAAUAUUAGAUGAUCGGGAAAAAUUCACCAAGGAGUCAAGGUCUAGAAAGCUUCUUGAGAAUAUCCGACUCCAUUUUAAGAUACUAAUAGAGGUGAGGCGAUUACCUGUGGGAGAUGGAAUUUGGUAG